Molecule: messenger RNA, 1885 nt
Organism: Pelodiscus sinensis (Chinese soft-shelled turtle)
Lineage: Eukaryota; Metazoa; Chordata; Testudines; Trionychidae
Gene: GLA
Product: galactosidase alpha
Biological process (GO): oligosaccharide metabolic process; glycoside catabolic process
Cellular component (GO): cytoplasm
Molecular function (GO): alpha-galactosidase activity
Source: RefSeq, a predicted model, not a curated record
ACCUGCUUACAGCUAGUGAGCAGCUGUUUAUGCAGAUGGCUGAUGUGAUGGUGUCAGAUGGCUGGAAGGAUGCAGGCUAUGAGUAUGUCUGUAUUGAUGACUGCUGGAUGUCUAUGACCCGAGAUGAUCAGGACAGGCUCCAACCUGACCCAGAACGCUUCCCCAGUGGGAUCCGCAAACUGGCAGACUAUGUCCAUUCUAAAGGGCUGAAGCUGGGGAUUUAUGCAGACGUUGGAAACAAAACCUGCGCUGGCUACCCUGGCAGUUACGGCUACUAUGACCUCGAUGCCCAGACUUUUGCUGACUGGGGGGUGGACCUGCUGAAGUUCGACGGCUGUAACUACGGCACGCUGGACCUGCUGGCCGAAGGUUACAGGAACAUGUCUCUGGCCCUGAAUGAGACAGGCAGAAGCAUUGUGUACUCUUGCGAAUGGCCUUUAUACAUGAGACCCAUGCGGAAGCCCAACUACACAGAGAUCAAACACUACUGCAACCACUGGCGGAACUUUGGUGACAUCUAUGAUGCCUGGAGCAGCAUUCGGAGCACCCUGGACUGGACAGCUCUUCACCAAGACACUAUUGUGGACGUUGCUGGCCCAGGGGGAUGGAAUGACCCUGACAUGCUGGUGAUUGGCAACUUUGGACUGAGCUGGGACCAGCAGCUGACGCAGAUGGCGCUAUGGGCUAUCAUGGCAGCGCCGCUGCUCAUGUCCAAUGACCUGCGUCACAUCAGCCCUCAGGCCAAGUGGCUGCUCCAGAACAAGGACGUGAUUGCCAUCAACCAGGACCCGCUGGGCAAGCAGGGCUACCGGCUCAGCAAGGAGAGCAACUUUGAGCUCUGGGAGCGGCCUCUGUCUGGGGGCGCCUAUGCUGUGGCCGUGCUGAAUCGGCAGGAGAUCGGAGGACCCCGGCCCUUCAGCUUCUCUCUCUCUUUCCUUGGCAACGGCCUGGCCUGCAACCCUGCAUGCGUCAUCCAGCAGAUCCUCCCCGCCAGCGAGGACUGGGGCCUGCACAACUGGGUUUCGUUCUUGAGUGUGGAGGUGAACCCAACGGGUACGGUGCUGCUGAAGGUGGUGGUGAUUGAGGAGCGCCCAGCUGAGAAGCCCAUCAUGAACAUUAACAGAAAGCUACCUCCAAAUAUCUUGUAAUGCAGGGGUAGCCUAAUGCCCUCCGCACCAGCACUCCCUUGCUGCAGCCCUGCCCCUUCACUGCUCGAGUGAAGGAAGAGCCCAGCAGAGAGGGGUGAACUCUACUCAGUUAACCUGAAUCCGGUACUCUGUCCGGUAUAUCUGUCGUGUUGCAACUACUGGGGAGGUGGUGUCACUACUUAUCCCUGCUCAUGUCCUACUUGAUCUAGCAUCUGCCCCAACCUUCCUUUGCCUCAAGCCUUCCACCCCCAGGGAAUGGCUGAGCCAGUUUAAUCCCUGUGUAGGUCUAGUGACCUUAGAGUGAUGGGAAGAGGCAGGGUCUGAGGUGGUGCCAACAGCUGGGAAUAGUGCUCCCCUUCUGCCUUAACAGCAUCAACCCUGUGUGACUGAUAUACACCAGCUGCAAGGCAACUCCCACCCUGCCCUCAGACUCCACCUGAAGUCACUCCCCUCCCUCUCAGGUUGCUCUCACCUUGCUGUGGUGAGUCAGCAAGUGCCUUAAGCCAGUACUUACUUGCUGUCUCCAUUUGAAUAAAGACCACUGCAUCCAUGUGGUGGGAUCUCCCAGGAAAAGACCUCUGCCCCCAGACUUUUACUUUGCGCUAGGGUGGUUUUAAAUCCAUCUCUCUUGAGGGAAGGGCAGUCACCCAGCUGCCUUCAGUAGCUUCCUGUGAGAUGCUGAUACUCGGACAGCCUUCUACUGCUGGCUCUGGACUAAAGCAACCCAAGUUCCUGGU